Messenger RNA from Penicillium oxalicum, 366 nucleotides. RefSeq names its product serine palmitoyltransferase small subunit family protein. The transcript is spliced from 2 exons. Lineage: Eukaryota; Fungi; Ascomycota; Eurotiomycetes; Eurotiales; Aspergillaceae. The record is from RefSeq and is a predicted model, not a curated record. Bases 1 to 366 code for a protein of 121 amino acids.
AUGUCCUCAUUCCUCUGGAUUUUGACCGCUCUGGUGCGCUGGGUGCGCUUGAAGAUCUACCAGUAUGAGGUGACUUUUGCCAUCUACAUGCUGACUCCGACCGAGAAGUUUAUAUUCAAUUCGCUUCUUCUCACACUGGUCACCAUGAUCGCCACGGGGAUCUACAUCUACCUCCCUGACCACCUGCGAGCCAUUUAUGGUCAUCUGUACUACUACUGGGUCGGCGAAAGACCCUUUAUUGCCACUCGCCUCUCUGCGUCAGCUGGCUCUGCUCUCGGGGAUGUUGCGACACAGAGCCUCGUCGUUUAUGAAGCGGCAAAGACUGCCGUCGUGGGCUCAGCGACGGAGUACAUGGGCGAGUUGUAG